Molecule: messenger RNA, 504 nt
Organism: Acanthocheilonema viteae
Lineage: Eukaryota; Metazoa; Nematoda; Chromadorea; Rhabditida; Onchocercidae
Source: the annotation of a GenBank genome assembly
AUGAUGAAGUUACAGCGUGUUCAAAAACAAUUCUUUCCAAAGCCUCGUACACCAGAAUCGACCGUUCAAUCAUCUGCUUCUCUCAGAGAUGAAAAAAUUGAUGAAAAUGAAAGGAAAAAUUAUGGGUCAGCUACUACUCUCACCAAUUCAGUAUCGGAACAAAGCCUUGGAUUGGAAUCAAAAUCAAGUGAUUUUCCAACGGUAAUACCUUCCAAAUUUCGAAACGAUGCUGGACAAGAUAAUAAUGUUAACAGUAUAUCAAUAGUGCAGAAACAACGAAUUGGCUGGGAUGACAUCGAAAUGAUGCGCCACGGUCUAAUUAAUUGUUGUUGUGUACGGGCAAUACCGCCAGAAAGUACCACUCUACCGACAACAAUCAAUAUUGGUAAUACAUAUAGUCAUAAAAUGACUAACUCAAAACAAAUCGACCAUAUUUCUGCCAUAUCUGAAUCAGUUCAAAACGUACAUCCCGUCUACACCCAAGACUUCCAUAAAUCUGUUUAA